CUGAAAUCGACUUUUGACUUGUAGGAAGGCUGGUCACGGUGGCAAAUCAAACAGGCCUAGCUAGUUAUUGUGAAUUCCAACCGGAAAAAUGGGCCAGCUCAUGAACAGUGAAAUCCGACCAAGUCUAAAAAUGGCCAAACAGCUGCAUCGGAAUCUGAAAGAGAUGAGCAAGGAGGCUUUUAUUGAGCUCAAGGAAAGCGAGGAUAUACAACACGACAACGUCACCUGGAAGAAGUUUGAAUUGUCGCUCCUUGACUACCAGAUCCGAGUUUCGAUCGACGGGAGCCAACGAGACUUCCUCGUAUCAAGAACAUGGCGUGAAUCGAUCACGGAGUUUCGUCACUGGUGGAUGAAGCUCCUGGACAGCACUGGAUUCAUAGCGGAUGAGAAAAAAGACGCCUUCACAAAACAGGCUAGUGCUUUAAGGUUCAGCGUAUCAUGGGAAAACCCGUAUCUGAACUUGACCUACCUGAAUCAAGAUGAGUCUGAUACAUCGGCUCUUGAUGCCGGGCCGAACUUGGAUGCAGAUACGGUUUCACCUGUCGAGGAAGCGGACGCGAGCGACUCAGAACCCUUGGGUGAACUAUCUGAUUCGGAUACACCUAGACCUAGGCGUAGGCCUAUACCUCGGGGGAACCGCCGUCUCUUACCGGCACCCCGUAGAUCCCAGAUUACUAUAACUGUAGACAAUUCUGAGUCCCAAGGGGAAGACGGUACCGAGCAAAGAUCGUCUUCUGCUUCGUCGCUGUCCGCCUCAAGUUCGUCGGGAGCAUCGGAAGAGCUCUCUCGUAGUACAACGUCCAUCUUUGAAGCAGCCAGACGCUUCGACGGGAUAUCAUCGUCAUCUAGAUCCGAUGGACGGAUGGCGUACUCAGACUGGCGCGCCACGCUUGCAGUGCAAACAAGGUAG
Messenger RNA from Filobasidium floriforme, 910 nucleotides. RefSeq lists its product as uncharacterized. The transcript is spliced from 5 exons. Bases 89 to 910 code for a protein of 273 amino acids. NCBI's taxonomy places the organism in Eukaryota, Fungi, Basidiomycota, Tremellomycetes, Filobasidiales, Filobasidiaceae. The record is from RefSeq and is a predicted model, not a curated record.